CCGGGACAGCUGCUCGCAGUGGUGGAUCGCGGGUGGGGGGCCAUUUUUUUUGGGGCGACUCAGUAUUAUUUCGUUUGUGGAGCUGUUUACUUCGCUUCGUGGAAAGUCAAGUGCUCUUUGUUUAAUUAACCCCCCACUUUUAGGUCUUUAUACAUAUACAUAUAUAUACGUAUAUAUUUGUUCAACGAGUGCAAGUGACCGACGUCCAAAGAGCAACGCACGGAGCCCCGACAAAGGCUUCCCGCUUUCCAGUGGUCCGGCGACUUUCGCCGGAUAAGUAACUCCAUCCCAGGAGGAAUCGAGCUGAACAAAAAGCCCCAACCCAUUCCUAAGAAAGUGUCAUGAGACAAUAGAGGAACAUAAAGAAAGAAAGGAAAAACGUUGAGAAGAGUGGAGCUCCUUUGUCGCUUCUCUGGAAACAUAGAACAGAGCGAUGACGGAAAGUGUGGAGCUGAUGAACAAGUACGGCGAGCCACUGCGCUACGACCGCAACUUUACGGGUCCCCGGCAGAAGGAUCGCAGCUGCACGGAUGUGCCCUGCCUGCUGCUCUUCGCCCUCUUCCUGGCGGGAUGGGGCUAUAUCGCCCACUACGCAAUCACAAGGGGCGAUCUGAACCUACUGUUGGUGCCCACAGACUCGUUCAACCGGAAGUGCGGCAUGGACUCCGGGGUGCUGAAUAAGAAAAACCUAUUCUUUUUCGACAUGAAUAAGUGCAUUGAUCCAAUCGUACCCCUCACGGGAUGUCCUACACCGCAGGUGUGUGUAGAGACCUGUCCCAGACAAACUUUCGUAUGGGACACAAUGAAAGACCAACUCAGCUUCGAGGAUUUGCAUAGUCGCCUGAUUUGCCUGACAGAGGAGCACAAGGCGAAGAUUCGCACCAAGUCGGAUAUUGAACAGGCCAUUAAGGAUAAUCAGUGUGCGCGCUGGUACAUCAAGAGUGCUCCAUUCCUCAAACGAUGCCUCUUCGAGUUCUCACAGGGUGUGUGUGAUUACAUACCCUCGUUCCUUCUGCAGGGAGGAAGAUCGAGGCGGGAGUUGCAGCUGCUGCCAGGGAACGCAUCCACAGAAACCCAACUUCAGGCCCAGGUUAUGGCCAUGACCAUGGCGGAGGCCCAGGCUCUAGUUGUUCCACAGGCAAACAGCAAGCAAACGCCAGUGGAGGAGGAACCAAUUGUCCAGUGCAAACGAAGACUCAACGAGGCCGUUAUCAAGGAGAAGAUGAUGCAGACGGACACGAGGUUGGCCAAGUUGGUGGGCAAUAUGGUGGCCCACUUCUACAAUGGCACACACGACGCACAGCGUUUGGGUGAGGAGAUUGUCGAGGAUCUGGUCAACUCCUGGUCGAUCGUCCUGGUGGCUUGUUUCUGCACUCUGGUUGCCUCACUUAUCUAUAUCGCUCUGAUGCGCUGGCUCUCGGCUCCGAUCCUCUGGUUCUCCAUCUUCGGUGUACUUAUCGGCCUUUUGGUGGGCAUCUACUACACAGUGAAACAGUACAUUUUCUGGGAGAAGACGCCGACGGUGCCGCUGCACGGUUUGAAUCUGCAAUCCCAGGUGAAGAACGUCCUGCAAAACCAGAACACCUGGCUCUAUCUGUCCAUUUUCGUGGGCGUGUGCUUCGUCGUCAUCCUGUUGCUGGUGAUUGUGCUGAGAAAGCGCAUACGGAUAGCGAUUGCCCUGACCAAGGAGGGCAGCAAGGCGGUGAGCAGUGUGAUUAGCACCGUUUUCUUCCCCAUCUUCUCCUGGAUACUCUUCAUGGCCGCCAUAGCGUUUGCCAUCGGCGUGGGUCUGUCUGGCUCCAUUGGAGAUCCUUCGUUUAGAAUGGUCCGUCAGUUGACGGAAAGUGGAGAAGUGACCACCGAGGAUUGCAUCUGCGAGGGCCCAGCAAUUAAUUAUACAGUCGGCGGUUCUUGUGACCCGAAUGUGUUCCAGCAAAGCUGCUCCGUUCGGCAGACCGCAUUUUUCCAAACGCAGCGCAUAUCCUGCACGAAAACUACCUGCAGCUUUGACUCGAUAGUCAAUCCGUUAAAAAUUAAGUGGGCCAUCUUCUACAACGUCUUCGGCUUCCUCUGGCUGAGCUUCUUCAUCUCUGCGUUUAGCUACAUGGUGUUGGCUUCCACGUUCGCCCGAUGGUAUUGGACCUUUAAGAAGAGGGAUGUGCCGUACUUUACCCUCACCAGGGCCUUCUGCCAAACCGCUUUCUAUCACCUGGGAACGGUGGCGUUCGGUUCGCUCAUCCUGGCUAUCGUCCGGCUGAUCCGUUUGGUGCUAGAGUACAUCCAUGAAAAGCUGAAGAAGUACGACAAUGCGGUGACACGAGCCAUCCUCUGCUGCAUGCGCUGCUUUUUCUGGCUGCUUGAGACUUUCCUCAAGUUCCUUAACCGAAAUGCCUACAUCAUGUGCGCCAUCCACGGCAAGAACUUUUGCUCCAGUGCCGCGGACUCGUUUAACCUGAUUAUGAGGAACUUCCUGCGUGUGGUGACGUUAGACCAGGUCACGGACUUUUUGUUCUUUUUGUCGAAACUGCUGCUAACCGCGGGAGCGGGAGUGUCCACCUACUACUUCCUGGCCAACAAUCCGGCCAUUAUUCAGCUACAUUACAAUGCGGUGCCCACCACGGUGGUGGUAAUUGCCGCCUUUUUCAUAACGAGUGUGUUCUUCGGUGUCUACUCGACGGCCGUGGAUACGCUGUUCCUGUGCUUCCUCGAGGACUGCGAGCGAAACGAUGGCUCCCCGGAGAAGCCCUUUUUCAUGUCCAAGCAGCUAAUGAAGAUCCUGGGCAAAAAGAAUAAUCUUCCGCCGCGUCAACGCCGCGGGAAGUAGGAGAUUCAGACGAGAAACGGCAGUGCAAAUUAUUAGUUAAUUAAGAUAAAAGAUAUAUAUAUAUAUAUAUAAAUAUGUAUUGAAUCUAGCCCGAAAUCGAAAGGGGUUGUGAGCGAUUGCUCAACCGGCUGCAAUAGGAUUCGCAUGAAAUGCAGCCUUUUUUGCCAAUACUCUUAAUCUUUAAUAUAAUGUAUAUAAUACGCAAGUAUCCAUAUGUAAAAGUUUUUUGUGCGGCUAGGUUUGCGAUCGAACAUGUGAUAGGCGCGGACCAUAAAGACCAAAAGCAAUACGAUGCAAUACAAUAAUUUGUAUACAGAACCACAAACGUACAUAUCUCACAUUCAUGCAGUUAAGUUAUCGACAUACUUAUACAACUUUAAUUAUAAUUUUUGAAUUUAAUAAAAAUGAAGUUUUUUGAAGACACAUU
Molecule: messenger RNA, 3251 nt
Organism: Drosophila suzukii
Lineage: Eukaryota; Metazoa; Arthropoda; Insecta; Diptera; Drosophilidae
Gene: Ctl2
Product: Choline transporter-like 2
Biological process (GO): transmembrane transport
Molecular function (GO): transmembrane transporter activity
Source: RefSeq, a predicted model, not a curated record